CGAGUAUGGCAUCCACACUCCGCUCCGUGAGCGUGUCUAGUUGGAGUGCCCACCGAUCCACCGAAGCAUCGCGUACAUCAGGUACGAGCGGGCGACGGGCGCACUAGGUUCAAGGCAGGACGCAAUUCGUGCACAUAGCCCGGACGUCGUACAUCUGGCCCCGCUCAUAUAAGACGCAAAGAACACAGGUUCAAGUUGUGGACAUGCCGCUCAUUAGGAACGACUUGCUGUCUGUCCCGACCAGCCUGAGGACACUGCCUCAAGAUAUAUCACAACAUGGUCGCCGGUUUCAUAUUCCCAAUCAUCCUGACACUUGUUUCCACAGUGACGGCCAAGCGAAGCGUUGCGGCACUCGGGGAGAGCCCAUAUUCUUGCGUGGAAGCUUGCAAAGAUGCUCUCGGUCUCGUGACGUUCGGCGAUACCAACCCGUUGGCAGGUUACUAUGCCGCGCAGUGUACCUCGAAGUUGUUUGAGACAUCGGUCGCUGCGUGUGCUAACGCAUACUGCUCGGCGUCGAGGAUCCGCUCGGGUUGGCAGUACUCGUCCGAUCUAUGCAAAGACGAGGGCGGAGUCGAUCUGAUAUCCUACGAGUCGGCUUUGGCGGCGGUGCCUACCAAUAUCGCGACCGUCAGCACCCUCACAUCCGACGUGCUCACCUACAACGAAACCAUUCUAGUGGACAAGGAGGCGUGGGCAGCUGGGUUCCAUACCGAGGAUGCCUGGACCUCUGAGAUGGGCUAUCAUCACGCUUUUGGUUGGGCGAUGUACGUGCUCCUCGCUUUGAUCGUGAUUACUGGACUCGUCUUCCGCCUAGCCGGAUUCGUUAGAGCUCGCACGCUACCACAGAUGGUAGAGCAAAGCCCUGGCCUGUCGACACGGAUCCAUACACUGUGGCGUAAACACAUCAGCUUGCCGCUGUUCCUUCACUACCGCAAUCAAUCCAAAAUGGGCUGGUUUCAGGUUCCCAGACGACUUCCGGCGCUUCUAGUCAUCGCAUACAUGCUCAUCAAUCUGGUGUUCGUGCUCAUAUGCUACGACCUAUUCGAUGACAACUUAUAUUGGCGCCAUGAAAUCGCCACUCAACGCUGGCGCUACGUCGCGGACCGAACCGGUAUCAUGGCAAUCUACAAUCUCCCAAUCCUCUGGCUGACCGCGAGCCGCAACGACCUGCUGUUAUGGAUCUGCGGAUGGUCCUAUUCCGACGUCCAAAUGUUUCACCGUGCCAUCGCAUUUGUCGCCACUGUCUUAGCCAUUAUUCAUUCGGGCGCUUACACCUGGAUCGAACGAGGCUAUCUAAAAGCAUCUUGGCAGGAAGAAUACUGGUAUUGCGGGGCCAUCGCUACCAUCUGUAUGAGCCUGAUGAUCCCAUUGUCGCUACGAAAGUUCCGUGGGAUCGCGUACGAGGCGUUCCUCGUCAUUCACAUCUCGCUCGCCGUCAUGACCUUGGUCGCCAUGUUCUAUCACGUCAAGAUUAUGGAAGGCGAAUACAACGCCUAUCUCUGGAUCUGCGUCGGAUUAUGGUCGGCAGAGCGGGUCAUUCGGAUCGUACGCAUCCUCGUGUUUAGCUGGAAAGCCAUGGUCGGACAGAAUGUCAAGUUGACAUUGGGAGAUGGUGGAAACGGGAUCGAGCUCCUACAUCUCACGGUCCAGACCUCGUUGUCCUAUCAACCGGCCCCUGGGACGUACUAUUUCUUGUAUCUGCCCACCAGCUGGACACCAUGGGAAAACCACCCGUUUACGCUCGCCGGAGUCAGUACCGAUCUUGAAACCAGGCGGACCUCACUGCACUUCCUGGCCAAGGUCCAUCGAGGAGCGACAGGACGAUUGGCUCGCCGAGUGCGCAAGGCUGGCGGUGAGAUCAUGACCAAGGUCUGGCUGGAAGGACCUUACGGACAUUCGGCGCCAUUGGAAAGAUAUCACAACGUAUUGAUGAUCGCCGGAGGAAGCGGCAUCACGACGACCCUACCUUAUCUGCAAAGACUUCACGCUCUCAGUAGCAAAAACACCGGUUGUAACGUCCGCUCGAUUCGCUUGAUCUGGAUCGUGAGAACUCGCGCCUUCGCCGAUCAGGUCUUGGCCCAAUAUCCAGCAUUCUUCCUACCGGAACACUCUGUGUUGUCUCUCGACAUUCAAGUAUACAUCACAGAAGGAGGCGUCGACAGCGGUAGUGCACCUGAGCUACCCUUCAUCGACCACAGACCGCCGGAUGAGAACGAGCAAUUCUUCACCGAAAAGAAGCAAGAGGGCACCGGAUCGGGGGAUGCUAAGAGGGAUCCGGAACCCUCGAAGACAUGGGGUGAAAUCACGUUCUAUCAUGGACGCCGACCGCAGAUGCAAAGCGUUCUUGACGAGACGCUCGGGCAGAUUCUACACAAUGGCGGCAGGUUAGGCGUGACUACAUGCGGACCUAGAGAGAUGAUGGACGACAUGAGGGCAGCUGUAGUCUUUAGAUACGGCAUCGGCAAACAAGACUUGUGGGGGAGUGAGGUCGACUUGUGGGAGGAGCAAUUUACGUGGUAGUGAAUCCAAAAAGUCGUUACGGAUGAUCAGGGAUGCAUGUGCCGAGAGAAGUGGACAGACUUUAUCAUUCAUUCUUGAAAUUCAACUUGACUUGUAAAGGGGCGCUGAACUAGCGUUCUGUGUCCCUGCGCUCUCGUCGAAAUCAUCCGUACGGACAUCCCCUGACACGUUCGG
Filobasidium floriforme is the source of this 2694-nucleotide messenger RNA. RefSeq names its product ferric reductase like transmembrane component-domain-containing protein. Lineage: Eukaryota; Fungi; Basidiomycota; Tremellomycetes; Filobasidiales; Filobasidiaceae. Gene Ontology annotation, cellular component: plasma membrane. Gene Ontology annotation, molecular function: ferric-chelate reductase activity. The record is from RefSeq and is a predicted model, not a curated record. The coding region runs from base 277 to 2520 and encodes 747 amino acids. Gene Ontology annotation, biological process: intracellular iron ion homeostasis; copper ion import; iron ion transport. The transcript has 11 exons.